AUAACAAACAUUACGUACCGGUGCCACGCAUGCCACGCCAUCGAACUCCGAUCUAACCUCAAACGUCAAAUAUAAGUGGAAAAAAUGACUGCGUUAACAGUUAUUGGAAAAUUUUUGCAAGAGUACACGAAAAGUACGCCGAAGAAGCUUAAAAUAAUAGACGCUUAUCUGCUUUAUGUAUUUCUCACGGGCGUUAUACAAUUCAUAUAUUGUUGCCUCGUCGGCACAUUUCCCUUUAACAGUUUUCUUAGUGGAUUUAUUUCCUGUGUCUCGUGCUUUGUUCUAGGAGUUUGUUUGCGAUUACAAGUGAAUCCUCAAAACAAAAAUCAGUUUUAUGGAAUAAGCCCGGAGAGAGGAUUCGCAGAUUUUAUUUUUGCGCAUGUGAUUCUGCAUCUUGUGGUAAUGAAUUUCAUUGGUUGAAUUGAAAAUAACGUUUCGUUUGUACAACUGUUUAAUAAAAUAUUACAACAAUAACAUUA
This is a messenger RNA of Osmia bicornis bicornis, 479 nucleotides long. RefSeq names its product dolichyl-diphosphooligosaccharide--protein glycosyltransferase subunit DAD1 (gene Dad1). Gene Ontology annotation, cellular component: membrane; oligosaccharyltransferase complex. The coding region runs from base 85 to 420 and encodes 111 amino acids. NCBI's taxonomy places the organism in Eukaryota, Metazoa, Arthropoda, Insecta, Hymenoptera, Megachilidae. The record is from RefSeq and is a predicted model, not a curated record. The transcript has 2 exons. Gene Ontology annotation, biological process: protein N-linked glycosylation.